This is a messenger RNA of Gigantopelta aegis, 12822 nucleotides long. RefSeq lists its product as uncharacterized. Gene Ontology annotation, molecular function: ATP binding; protein kinase activity; peptide receptor activity. The transcript is spliced from 75 exons. Lineage: Eukaryota; Metazoa; Mollusca; Gastropoda; Neomphalida; Peltospiridae. The coding region runs from base 670 to 12357 and encodes 3895 amino acids. The record is from RefSeq and is a predicted model, not a curated record. Gene Ontology annotation, biological process: protein phosphorylation; receptor guanylyl cyclase signaling pathway; intracellular signal transduction.
GUCAGCAUUGUUUUUGACCCAACACUCUCACCACCAGAAACAAUCCCAGAGGAUUCAGCAAAAUUCUACAGUGUUCCGCUAAAUCGGAUAAUUAGGCGACCAAUUGGUGUCGCCUUGGAAAUAGAUGGCAUCAGAGUAACUGCAGAAAAAUAUGGCGAACUAGCAAGUGUACCAUUUACUUUAGAGUCAGUCGAUGUUGAUGUGUACCAAAGAAUAACUGGAUCCGUUGACCAGUGGAAAAAGGAUGGCGGCAUCUUAUGUCAGUGGAAAGACAUUACAAAGUCACAUAAAUCAAAGUUUUAUUGUGGUGAGAAACAAAGGCCAACAACAUUGACCAAAGAUCUGAGAGCAGUCAAUGGCUACCUGUCUGUUGAGGGUUUAUUUCACUAUCACUCCAGUUACCUUAACCUUCCAACCAAAAAGCGUGUGUUUAAAUUUACAGUUACAUUACCCGACUCCUCCACUGUGGAAAACGCCACACAUCCUGUGCUUGUUGAAACACCUGCAUGGACCAUACAGUUUUCUGAAGAUUUUCCUACCACAGUUCUAGCAACGGUUCCAUUUAAUGUUUCACUGAAAGUACUGGAUUUCAACAAGAAUAUUGUGACUACCGGUCUCGAUUCUAUAGCAUGGGUAGCUCUCCAACUACAAUCAACAUCCGGCAAACAGAUGUCAAGUUCGGUGAUUGCUAAUUUUGUGACUCCAAAAACAGCCUCAGCUGGAAUAGUGACUUUCUCAAACAUCAGUAUUGUCAACUUUAGUUCUGAUUUGAAAUUCAUGGCCACGCUCAAAAGAAUAGAUGAUAAGUUGGAUUUUGUUGGUGAUGGUGGAAAAAAAAAAACCGAUCCGGUGGUUUUUUCCCCAAAAUUUCAAGUGAGAGCUAUACCAUUAGGUGAGAUCAACAUUGUUUUUGACACAAAAUCGUCUCCACCAGUGAAAAUUCCAGAUAAUUCCAAAAAAGAAUACAGUGUUCCAUUAAACGAAAUGAUUAGCCGUCCCAUUGGUGCCUUCUUGGAAAUGGAUGGUGUUCGAGUAACUACAGCAAAAUAUGGCGAAUUAGCAAACGUACCAUUUACUGUGGAGUCUGUUGAUGUUGCCAUGUACAAAAAAAUUGACGGAUGUGUUGACCAGUGGAAAAAAGAUGGAGGCAUCUUAUGUCAGUGGAAAGUCACUACUAAAGAGUCAGAUGAUUUAAAGUUUUAUUGUGGUGAGAAACAAAGCCCGACCACAUUGACCAAAGAUCUGAGAGCAGUUAAUGGCUACCUGUCUGUUGAGGGUUUAUUUCACUAUCACUCCAGUUACCUUAACCUUCCAGCCAAAAAGCGUGUGUUUAAAUUCACAGUUACAUUACCCAACUCCUCCACUGUGGAAAAUGCCACACAUCCUGUACUUGUUGAAACUCCUGCAUGGACCAUACAGUUUUCUAAAGACUUUCCAACCAUGGUUGUAGAAAAUAAUCCAUUUAAUGUUUCACUAAAAAUAGUGGAUAUCAAUAACAACACUGUGACGUCUGGUCUCGAUUCCACAGCAAUUGUAGCUCUCAGAAUAUCUCCGGAAUUCAGAUCACAGGUUGUUAUGGAAAGUCCAGAAAUGAUGAUGAGCAAUAUGCAAGAUUAUAUUAUUCAAAAAAGAUCCUCAGCUGGAAAAGUAACUUUCUCAAACAUCACCAUUUCGAACUCUCAUCACGGUUUGAAAUUCAUGGCCGCUCUAAUCAGAAUAGGGGAUAAGGAUAAGUGGUUCAAACAUCCAAGUGCUUAUAGAGAAUUCCAGAAGUUUGUUGGUGAUGGUGGGGAAAAAAUAAUAGAUGACUUUGUUUUUUCCCCAGAAUUUGAAGUGCAAGGGAAAUACUGGAAGCAAAUCAGCAUUGUUUUUGACGUAAAACACUCCCCACCAGCAAAAAUCCCAGAGGAUUCCAAAAAAAUCUACAGUGUUCCACUAAAUCAGAUAAUUAGCCCUAUUGGGGCAUUCUUGGAAUUAAAUGGCAUUCGAAUAACUGCAGAAAAACAUGGCAAACUAGCAAGUGUAUCAUUUACUGUAGAGUCAGUUGAUGUUGAUGUGUACCAAGAAAUAUUGGGAGCUUUUGACCAGUGGAAAAUAGCUGGAGGCAAAUUAUGUCAGUGGAAAAACACUACACAGUCAAAUGAAUCGAAGUUUUAUUGUGGUGAGAAACAAAGGCCAACAACAUUGACUAAAGAUCUGAGAGCAGUCAAUGGCUACCUGUCUGUUGAGGGUUUAUUUCACUAUCACUCCAGUUACCUUGACCGUCCAGAAAAGAAGCGUGUGUUUAAAUUUACAGUUACAUUACCUGACUCCUCCACUGUGGAAAACGCCACACAUCCUGUGUUUGUUGAAACUCCUGCAUGGACCAUACAGUUUUCUAAAGACCUUCCAACCAUCCUUGUAGAAAAGAAACCGUUUAAUGUUUCACUAAAAAUACUGGAUUUGUCUAAAAAGAUUGUGACCACCGGUCCCGAUUCCACAGCAUGGAUAGAUCUCCGCAUGCAUUCGAAAUAUGGCCAACAGGUGCGGAUGAAAAGUCCCGAAACAAAAACAACAAGUUCUGCGUCCGAUGAUGACUUGAUUCAGAAAAGAGCCUCAGCUGGAAUAGUGACUUUCUCAAAUGUUACAGUACUGAAGGCUCAACCUGGUUUGAAAUUAUCGGCCACUCUCAUCAAAGCAGAAAAUGAGUGGUCUAAACAUCCUAAUGCUUACAAAGCAUUCCAGGAGUACGUCGGCGAUUAUAGAACAGCAAUAACAGAGUUCAGUGUUAGUUCCCCACAAGUAGAUGUUAAAGAGAAAUCAUGGGAUGAGGUCACCCUUGUUUUUGACUUAAAGCUCUCUCCACCAGCAAUAAUUCCAGAGGAUUCCAAAAAAGUGUACAGUGUUCCACUAAAUCAGAUAACUAUUAAACCUAUUUAUGCCAGCUUGCAACUCCAUGGUGCUCGCAUCACUGUACAAAAACAUGAUGACUUAGCAAGAGCACCUUUUACUGUAGAAUCAGUUGAUGUUGACGUGUACAGAAAGGUUAAAGGAAGUGUUGACCAGUGGAAGGAAAAUGGAGGCAUGUUAUGUCAAGGGAAACACAUCCGAGGGUCUGAUUUAAGGUUUUAUUGUGGUGACAAAAACAACCCAACCACAUUGAAGAAAAAUCUGAUAGUAACAAAUGGCCAUCUGUCAUUGGAGGGUUUAUUUCACUAUCACCGCAGUAGCCAUAACCACCCAGCUAAAAAACGUGUGUUCAAGAUCACAGUUACCUUGCCUACCUCCACCACUGUGGAAAAAGCCACAAAUCCUGUGCUCGUUGAAACUCCUGCGUGGACCAUAACCUUUUCAAAAGAUUUUCCCACCACAGUUGUAGCAAACAGUCCAUUUGAUGUUUCACUUCAAAUACUGGAUAUCAACAAAAACAUUGUGACCACCGGUCUCGAUUCCACAGCACAGGUUAAUCUCAGAGUAUCUUGGGAAUCCAGCAAACAGGUAUGGAUGAGUGGUCCAAGAGUUAGACAAAGUUCUAAGUAUAAAGACUUUGUGGUUAUGAAAAGAGCCACAGCAGGAAUAGUGACUUUCUCAAAUAUCCAUAUUAACACCAUUCAUACUGGUUUGAAAUUCAAUGCCACUCUUGUCAGAAUAGGACAUUGGUGGUAUCGACAUCAAAAUGCUUAUGGAAUAUUCCAGGAUUUUGUUGGUGAUGGUGGAAAACAAGUAACAGAUCCCAUUGUUUUUUCUCGACAAUUUAGUGUCACAGGUCAAAGUGCAUCAAUGCUAUCAGUGUCGUCAACAGGUUUUACGGAAAUUGGAGCUAACAUCCCUCUGUCUUUGAAGGUUGUAGUGGAAAUAAAAGAUGAUAAUGGGAAAAGAAUCUUUUUUGGCAAAGAUUCAGCAUUGACUGUAACAGCAAAGACCUUUCCUGAUUCUGCCUGCCUCUCCAGAGAUGCUCAGAUAAAUAUGUCAAAGGGCUUUGGCAGUUUCUUUGGCUCCAUAUGUGAACCUAUUGAAGCAGUUCAACUUUAUUUCGAAGCCACGAUCAGUAAUGGUUCCGUGAUCAGAUCGAAAAGAACUCGCAAGUUUAGAGUGACAGGUGACAUUUAUCUUGCACACUAUAGUAAUUUUGAGAGUAUUUGGAUGAAACCAUCUAUGGGUACGAUGGAGCAGAUGUUUAUUGAGAGAGCUCUGAAAGCUAUUAGUAAUAAUAAAUAUCCUGGCGUUUUGAAAAACCGGACACUGAUUGUCAAAGACUUCAAUAACAAGGAUGAUGUCUUUCACACCACAAGAGAGUUUGAAAAAAUGAUUAAAUAUAGCGAGAAAAACCCGAACAAACAGAUUUCUGGAAUCAUUGGUCUUGGAAGUAAUACUUUGACAGACAAGCUUGCGUUGUUGCUGAAGUACUAUAAGAUGCCAACAAUAGGUAUAACAGAAGACUGGAUAAUCUUUGGAAACAAGAAGGAAUAUCCAUAUUUUAGUCGUCUAUGCUGGGAUGAAGCAGCUAUCAAGCUGAACCUCAUGUUGGCAGCUCAAUCAAGAGGGUGGAAUCGCAUGAUAUUAAUUAGUGAUGAGAAGCGUUAUAUGCAACAGAGUAAUUUCGAACAUGCCCGUGAAUAUGGAAUACAAAUUGUUGGAGAGGUCAUUGUCCGUACAAGUUUUACUGACAAGGAAUUGGAUUCUAAAAUGAAGCACAUAAAGAGAUUGAGCACAAUGAUAAUAAUUCUCACUGUUGAGUUUCCAAAUAAUGCUCGUAUCCUUCGAGCAGCAAUUCGAAAUGAAAUGGCUUGUAUGCAUGGCUAUCAGUGGGUCACUAUUGAGGAUUAUUCAUGGCAAUUCCCUUGGACGAAUCAGCAUGAAGCUUGUAAGAAAGAACCAAUCUGCACUGUGGCAUUUACAGGUCUGCAUGCAUUUUCUUCGACGUACCAGCUUUCUGAAGAUUUUGAGUUUGACAUAGAUUUUUCAUCUGUAGAAAGUCCAGAAUAUGGUGACAUUCAGACUGUUCAGUUGUAUGCCUUGGCUUACGAUGCAGUUCUUGUUUAUGCCAAGGCAAUGACUGCCAUAAUAAAGGAAAACUUAACAAUGACAGGACCAAGACUGUCAAGAGAAAUUCGAAAGGUUGAUAUAAAAGGCAUGACUGGGAGGCUACAUUUCAGUAAUACAGGAAAUCGGCCAGGGUAUGCUGGAUUCCUUGUCACCGUUAAUCCACAUCCACCAAGAUUUGGGAUUCAUGUAUCACAAGUGGCCUUGUACAAUCGUUAUUUUAUCGGAGUGAAUUAUACAUACCAAAAAGAAUUCCGUAUGCGAGCAUUACCACCACUCGAUACACAUCCUUGGAACUUGAUAGUGGCUCCAAUAGCAUUUCCAAACACUACAUUCGUCAAUACAAGAUAUUACCAUACAUCAACUGGUAUGAUCGUUGAUGAAAGAGGUGGUGUCCUUCGACCCAUUCCACCAGACACUAAUCUACCAGUUAAUACUGAGAAGAGUGAAAUUACUGUUGCACCUUUCUAUUGUAAAGAAGGAUGUGGUGGAAAGCAGCUUGAUGAAAAAGAUAUAACAUUGUAUGAGCUUGGAAACUGUACAUCUAUGAAUACAUGCAAGUGUAACGAUGGCUACUUUGGUAAAAACUGUUCACUAAUGCGUUGUGAAUGCUUCCAUGGGCAUUGUGAAGUGGUUGAUGUCUGUAUAUGUGAUCAGGGCUGGACUGGUGAUAAAUGUGAUAGUGCUAUUUGUGACACUUGCGAGCAUGGAGAGUGUACUGAGCCAGACGUGUGUUUGUGUCACAACAUGUGGACUGGUAGCGGCUGUAAACAUUCAGUGACAGUUAUUAUCCUGCUUUCAAUUAUCGUUCUCAUUCUUCCUGGCAUCUGUAUUUUCAUUAUAUACAGAGUUAUUGAAAGACGAAGAGCGGUGAACAACUUGGACUGGGUGGUCAAAUGGGACGACGUUAUUGAAAAUCAGAGGACCAGUCUUGUUUCUAGUAUCAAUACCGAGAGUGAAUUGGACCUGCCAGUUCUCAAUAUUGUCACCUGGAAACAUUGUAGGUGUUAUGUAAAGAAAUUCGACAUCCCAUCUCUGGAUUCUGGUAAGAUAAGCCUCAGAAAGGAAAUGAUGUAUUUGAAACAAGUGAAACACAAUAACAUUAUCGGCUUCAUUGGAGCCUGUUUGGACCAUCCUAAUGUCAGCUUACUUUUUGAGCUAUGUUCAAAGGGAAGCUUAGACGACAUCAUUUUGGAUGAUUCUGUACCCCUGGACUGGGACUUCCGAUUCUCCUUAAUGAAGGAUAUUUGUCGGGGGAUGGAUUUCCUCCACAACUCCCCCAUUGAGUCUCAUGGACGUCUCAAAUCCAGUAGCUGUCUCGUCGAUAACCGGUGGACUUGUAAAAUAACAGGCUUUGGAUGUCCAUCGUUUAGAAAUAAUCCAGCAGAUGAUCCUGAAGUCUAUGCAAGCAAACUGCUUUGGACGGCUCCAGAAUUACUGAGACAUAUUAAGACCCUGUUUGACAUUCGCAAAGGGACUAAAGCGGGAGAUGUUUAUUCAUUUUCUAUAAUUAUGUCUGAACUUAUCACUCGUGAUCAACCAUAUGCCUACGAGCGUUCUGAAAUGGAAGUAUCUGAGAUUAUUAAUCUUCUGAAGUAUAAGAAUUCCCCAAUUAAUGUAGAAUCAAUGAAGAAACUGAGUACUUUGGGUGCUGUUUACUUAAUAGAUAGGUUCCGACCACAUAUCAAACCAACACAUUUGCUGGAGGACAGUAAUGCUGUGGACAAUUUGAUAGAGCUGUUGAUAAACACAUGGGAUGAAAAUCCUUUGGAGCGUCCUACUUUCAAGAGUUUGUUGAGCGAUCUUGAUCGUAUCUACCCCAUAGAGGGAGAGCUCAUUGAUAACCUUCUAAAUAUGAGGAAAAUAGAAUGGAGAUCAUGGGGAUGGUUCAGCAUUGUUUUUCUUGAUGGCUUCUCGCCACCCGCAAGAAUCCCAGCGGACUCUGAUAAAGUGUACAGCGUUCCACUGAACGAAAGAAUAAGUAAACCUAUACUUGCCUACCUGUACAAAGAUAAUGUUAGAGUAACCAGCAAAGAACAUGGAGACAUUGCCAGUGCACCAUUUACUAUUGAGUCGAUGGAUGUUAAUGUGUACAGAAACGGAAAGGCGGGUGUUGACAGGUGGAAGCAAGAUGAAGGCACUCUGUGUCAGGUGGCAUACAAUGUGAGAUACCCAUAUAGGUGGAACUCAAAGAAAGCCAAAAAAUACUGUGGUUUAUGGUUCAACCCAACCAAACUUUUCAAAGAUCUUCGGUUGUGUGAUGGUUUGCUUGUCGCAGAAGGUUUAUAUCACAAACAUGAAGAUGGGAACAUGAUUCCUGCAAAUAAACGAGUGUUUAUUUUUAAAGUCAUCUUGCCUCAUUCACGUACUGUUGAAAACGUCACCAAUCCUGUGCUUGUUGAAGCUCCUGCAUGGUAUUUACAUUUUGAAAAUGAUUUUCCAACCGAAGUUUUAGCUAACCAACCAUUCAGUUUUUCUUUGAAGAUAGUUGAUGCCGAAAAUAAAAGUAUUGUGACAACAGGCCUGGACUCCACAGCAUUUGUAACAGUCCGAGUGUCAUGGGAAUACGUGACACUCUUUUAUAAGGGUGGGAAAGACAUGUUUCUGAGGUCCACUGAAGCCCGGAUGGCUGGUCCAGAAGUGAAAGAAGACCCCACUUACCAUGACAUGGUACUUGAGAAGCGAGCUAGUGCAGGAAGGGUGACCUUCACGGAUGUUCGAAUUCUGGACAUUCAUUCUACCGUGAGAUUAAAUGCGACCUUGACCCAGGCCAGAUGUAAUUGGAUUCGAACACCAAAAAUGAACAGAGAUUACAAGUCACUGUAUAUAGUAAACGCUUCCACACCGGAUCUAUAUUACAAAUACAAGCUGAUACGACCAAUUGACCCUUCUGUUAUACUUUCCAAAAGGUUGAAUGUGACAGCACAGUCAGCAACAUCUCUUGAAUUGAUUACACCACUUGAAAAAAUUCCUACAAAAAUUGGGGCAAAUUGUCCACUAGAAUUGGAAUUAGAAGUAAGAGAUCAGCUUGGAAACAGAAUUUUUUCUGGACCAGAUUCUAGUUUGCAUGUAGAACUAAAGACCACUCGUCCAGAUGCCUGCCUCUCCAGUGACACAUAUGUUACAAUGACCGAGGGCAGAAUUGUUUUCGCAGGCUCCAUUUGUGAACCCAUUAACACUGUUCAAAUCUAUUUCAAAGUCACAACUGCAGCAAAGACGGUUCUCAAGUCAAGAAAAACUAACAGAAUUACUAUUACAAACGAUAUAUUCAUUGGUCACUACGACAAUUUCUAUGUUGAUCAGACUGGGGCAGCUGUUGGGCCAACAGAGAAUGCUUUCGUGAAAUAUGCUGUCACUGAUAUCAGUCAAGGAUUUUAUCCUGGCCUCUUGAAAAAUAGAAAUUUGAUUGUUAAAAGCUUCAAUACAAAAGGAGACACAAGGAGAGCCCAUAACUUGUUUACAGAAAUGGUUAAUCAUGGAAAAAAGAAUCCUAACGAGAUGAUACGUGGUAUUAUUGGCAUGGGAGGCAAUGCUUUCACGAGAGAACUGAGAUCACUGCUGUACGAGUCAAAGACUGUAACAGUUGCUACAAAGGAAGAUAGUGUUGACUUUGAAAGUACAGAAUAUCCAUACUUCAGUCGGCUUUGCUGGACAACAGAGCAGAUAUUACAAAAUCUUUUUAUAGCAUUUUUGGCCAGACAGUGGAAGCGAAUCAUUGUUGUCCGUGAUUAUAGAGAAGCUUUGCCAGAAAAUUUUAAAGGCGUGGCCAGAAAAUUUAGCAUCACAGUUGAGAAAGAGAUCUUGCUCUUUGACUUGCCGGGAAAAGACGAUUGUGCAGAAUGUUUUUACAGAAAGGAAAUGAAGGCAGUACAGAUGUCUAGAAUACGGAUAGUACUCUAUCUUGUAGCCAAGCCAAUGAUUUAUUUCCUUAUCAAAAAUGCAGCCAGAUACAAAGUGUCUUGCAUGGAUGGUUAUCAGUGGGUUACCUAUGGGAAAUAUGUGAAUGAAUUUCCAUGGGAAAACGAACAUCACGUGUGUAAAAAAGAGCCGUUUUGUACUGUGGCCUUCAAAGGUAUGCAUGGUUUUCUACCAGGAUACAAUGUGUCUAGUCUUGUCACAAAACAAUGGCUGCGACUUUUGAUUCCACACUUUGCUGGUGAUUCUUCUGCCCAGAAAGAAACAAUCAUGUUUCCCGGUCAGGAUGCUGUAUUGUACGGUUUGGCUUACGAUGCAACCAUGGUAUUGGCUAAAGCAUUGAAUUCACUGAUAAAGAAAACAAUGACGUUCACAGCAAGCCAAAUAAAACAAGAAAUUGAAGUGAUUGACAUAACAGGCUUAACAGGAAAAAUAUGGUUUGAUAAGGCCAAACAUCGGAAAGAAUAUACUGGAUUCUUAAUAACCGUUAAUCCAAUACCAGAUAAAGUAAAUACAAGAAAAUCACAAGUGGCAAUGUAUGGCCGAUAUUUAGUGCAUUCCUCGGAGUACAAAGAGAUACCGCUGGAAGCUUAUUAUCCAUUUGAUAAUACGCCUUGGAAUUUCACGUUGAUUCCUGUUGUCAUUGCCAAAGCUAAAUAUGUUAAUAAAGUCAGAAUUCCGUCGUCAACUGGGAUGAUUAGCAGUCUCUCAUUUCAACAUGAUCCCAUCCCGCCAAGUACAAUGGCACCAGUUAAAAGUUACCUUGAGGAAAAUGCAGUUGCACCUUUCUAUUGUUUCAAUGGCUGUGGUGGAAACGAAAUAACCAAAUUCAUUUAUGACCAUGGAAAUUGUUCAGGAGUAAACAAAUGCGAGUGUAUUGAGGGUUUCACAGGUAAAACAUGUGAAUCUAUUUACUGUACAUGCACUGAUGGUCAAUGCUUCAAAGUCGAUGACUGUAUCUGUGAUUUGGAUUUCUGUAGCACGUUUAUUUGCAAACAGCAUUGUGUGCAUGGAACAUGCACAAGUCCCAAUGUUUGCACCUGUGAAGCAAGUUGGAUUGGUGAUGACUGCAACCGGUAUCUGCUAUCUGCGAUAGCCUUUCCAGUGGGCCUCACUUUCUUAGCUAUAGUCUGUCUGAUCUUCAUGAUUCGAUAUCUUGCAAGAAAAACUGCUAAAACGUUGGCGCGGUUUCAUCUGGACUGCAUAUUUCCAUGGAGUGAAGUAGCUGCUGUAAAACAGGGACUCAAUUUUGUUUAUGUUGCAAGAGAUUUAGAUGUAGAUUUCACCGCACAUGUUGUCAAAUGGAGGGAUAAAAAAUGUUUUGUCAAGAAGUUCAACGUUGCUUCCGUUGAUCCCACCAAUAACGACGUACUCAACGAUCUUGUUCUCAUGAGCACAUUAAAACACAAGAACAUCGUCACGUUUUAUGGGUGCUGCCUGACCGAGCCCAACGUCUGCGUGCUGCUGGAGGUUUGUCCGAAGGGAAGCUUAGAUGACCUGCUGGCCAAUGAUGCUGUGAAGCUGGACUUUGAUUUUCGCUUUUCCAUUCUGAAAGAUAUUUGUCGGGGGAUGAUGUGCCUUCAUGAGUCUGAAAUUGAAUCACAUGGACGUCUCAAGUCAAGCAACUGUCUUAUUGAUAACAGGUGGACGUGUAAAAUAUCGGACUUUGGAUGUCCAUCAUUGAGAUACAAUACUUCAAAGAAAGAUUCUUCCAUCAUGAUUCCAAAAUAUGAAAAAAAAGAAUCCAUCUUCAGUGCCCCAGAGCAUCAAGAAAAACAUUCCAUCAACACCAACACCAAUGAGAAUGAUCCACAAGAAUCUAGAAAGUCACAAAUCCCGGAAAGUCGUAGAAGGUCACUAGUCCCAGAAAGUCCUAGAAUGCCACCAGUUCUGGAAAGUCCUAGGUCACUGGUCCCGGAAAGUCCUAGGUCAUUAUCACCGGAAAGUCGUAUACGGUCACUAGUCCCGGAAAGUCCUAGGUCAUUAUCGCCGGAAAGUCCUAGAAGGUUAUUACAACCAAGUCCUAGAAAGUCAAUAUCACAAGAAAGUUCUAGAAGGUCAAUAUCACAGGAAAGUGUUAGAAAGUCACAGGUCUCAGAACAGCAUAAAAAGUCACUGGCCCAAGGAGAGUCUAGAAAGUCACUAGUUCCAAAAGAGUUUAGAAAGUCACUAGUCCCAGAACCUGAAAUUAAAGAGAAACUGAGCGCGCUCUACUGGACAGCCCCAGAAUUGCUAAGAAAGGCUGACGACAGUCUUGAUAAAGUGCGAAAAGGGACCAAAGUAGGAGAUGUUUACUCAUUUUCAAUGAUUAUGGUGGAAGUGUUAACCCGUGAUGCACCAUAUGCAGCAGAAAGUUUGGUGCUGAGCUCAGAGCAAAUCAUCAAUCUUUUGAAAAACAAGCCUGCUAUUGAAAACUUGAAAGCUAAGAAGGCAUUGGCAUCUGCAGGUUUUAAGAAUUACAACAAGCCAAUAUUUCGACCAUACUUUGCCACGUUCGGUUCUUCAGCAGAUAAUAAAAUGGAAAAGCCACUGAGCAAGCUGAUACGUGAUGCUUGGCAUGAAGAGCCAACCAGACGACCAUCAUUCAAAAGAUUGCUCGGUUCUCUAAGAAACAUGUACCCAGUUUAUUCAGGAAUGACUAAUAUGCUUGAAAGGUAUUCCUGUAACCUGGAGGAUGUUUUAGCCGAGAGGACAAAGAACCUGCUUGCAGAGAAAGAUAUAACAAUAAAGAUUCUUGGUCACUUGUUGCCCAGUCCAACCUUAGAGCAGUUGAAAUGUGGCCAACUCCUUGAGCCGGAGGCGUUCAACAGUGUUACUAUUUUAAUGAGUGACAUCAUUGGUUUUCAGAGUAUGAUUAAAAAAACGACACCCAUACAGCUGGUAUCUUUUCUCAAUGAUCUCUACACAAUGUUUGAUAAAAUUAUGGAGAGUUACGAUGUCUUCAAAGUCCACACCACUGGAGAUGCAUACACGGUCAUCGGUGGUUUACGGAUGCCCAGUCGUCACCACGCUGAACAUGUUGCAACUUUGGCUCUGGACAUGCUCUGUUCCAUGGUCAACUUCAAGAUCAGAUUUAACCCUAAUAAAAUCCUGGAAAUCAGAAUUGGAGUUCAUACUGGUCCUGUCGUGGGUGGUGUUAUUGGGCUCACGGUGCCAAGGUACUGUAUCUUUGGACAAGCGGUGACUGCUGCACAAAAUAUACAUGAAUCAUCAGUGGCUUUCAAAAUUCAUCUGAGUCAGACAACAGCUGAGCUUUUGAUGAAAACAAAAAAAUAUAAAGUUGAACCGAGAGACUCGACAGAUAAGGUCAAAGGAGGAAUGUCACCAACUUACUGGCUGAUGGGUAAAGACAACUAUGAGAACACAAUUCCAGACUUCGACAAAUUGUUAGAUCAGAAAGAUGAAUCGAUGAUAAUCUGAAAUAUCUGUGACAAAACGUAUCUAAUGGAUGAAGAACACCUGCAUCUGCAAGAAUUUAUAUGUUGUAAAGACAAAUAUUGGUGUACUUAAAGGAAUUCUGUUUUAAAUUGUAUUUGAAAAUGGUCAUUAUAUGUAUGACAUUACUUCAUAUCCACCAGGAAUUCCUGAUGUUGGCCACUAUUUGAAAACUGUUCCUGUUUGUUCUUUGAGGAGAAGUUCAUCGGAAUGCCUUAUUUUCAAGACACUUAAAAGAGUUUUGUAACCAUAGCAUUUCCAUCUCUGGCAAUCGGUGCUCUUGGGGUGACUUGCUUUUGUGUUGAGACUAUUGCACACAGCUUUACAUACUGUUACACCUUUUUAAAUGCAUGUACAGCUACUGUGUAAAUACAUAUGUAUUUCAUGCAUGAAUUGAAAACCCAAUUGAUUUUUUUUCAGCAUAUUAAUUGUAUUACAGAUUACACCUUU